Molecule: messenger RNA, 1495 nt
Organism: Mauremys mutica (yellowpond turtle)
Lineage: Eukaryota; Metazoa; Chordata; Testudines; Geoemydidae
Product: C-type lectin domain family 2 member D-like
Exons: 3
Coding region: 482-1102 (206 amino acids)
Source: RefSeq, a predicted model, not a curated record
ACGUGCGACUGUUGGUCUUGUGCCUGGGAUGAAAUGCUCUGAGCUAUGACACACCCCUAGGCUGGGUGUGUCCCUUCCUGCCAGGCAAACAUAACCUGGCAAACAUCUCCAUUGCCAUAGGUCUGGCUGUGCUGGACGGGCCCGGGCAGCGGGUGUUCAGUCUGGUGAAGGGAAGGGAGUUUGUUCCCAUCUUCAUCUCAACCUGCCUCUCCUGGGAAGCCAAGUGCAGAGCAGGCACAGGGGAGAAGCAGCCCAGGCCCCAGGCUAGCAGGAUUCUUCAGGGUAACAGACCUGCCAAAUCAUUUUGAAUUUGAUCUCUUAUCUAUUAAUUAUUGCCCCUCCACCCGGAUAACUGUCCCCUCCCUCUGCAGCUCCCUGCCCACCCCCUGCUCUAACACUGAGCUUGGGCCCAGCUCUGUGCUGGGUUUCAUAGCAUGAGCUCUUGAAUAGGAACCCAAGAGAGUGAGGCCAGGGUCAGAUAAUGCCCCUCUGGGGCUGGAUUCCCAGUGUCCUCCUGGCUCCCUCAUGCCCUCCCAGCACCUGCCCGGGUUCGAGGUGUCUCAGAAGCCUGGGGUGCUGGGGCUCAUCUCCCCGUGUUCUCCUCAUGGCCAGGCAGCAGGUCCCACUCACACCACAUGUUACUGUUUCAUUCUCAGUGCCGAGACCUAAGUUUCAGUCAACUGAUCUGGGGCCCCCUACUGUGCCCUGCUGCCCGGACGGCUGGGUCGGGUACCGAGGGAAAUGCUACUAUUUCUCUGAGACUGAAGGGAACUGGACCUACAGCCGGAGCAACUGCUCCUCCCUCGGCGCCUCCCUGGCUGGGAUCGACAGUGAGCAGGACAUGGCGUUCCUGCUGCGCUAUAAGGGUGUCCAUGACCACUGGAUCGGCCUCCAGAAGGAGCAGGGGCAGCCCUGGAAAUGGACCAACGGCACCGAAUUCAACCGCCUGUUUCAGAUAAGAGGAGGCGGUGACUGCGCGUAUCUGAAUGACGAGAAAGGGGUCAGCAGCUCACGGUGCUACAUGGGAAGACGGUGGAUCUGUAGCAAACCUGAGAUGUAUGUGAUGGGAAAAGGAACUGCACUGGAAAGGAGCUCAAAGUAAGCUUCCUAGAAAUAACAAGGAGUUCGGUGGCACCUUAAAGACUAACAGAUUUAUUUGGACAUAAGCUUUCAUGAGUAAAAAACCCUACUUAUUGAGAUGCACAGAAAUGACACGGAUACAACUCUCACCUACUUACUUGAAUGAGCCAUGUCCCCAUUCAUCAGCCUGGCCAAGCUGUGUAGUUUAAACUAUGGAUUCUUUGUAUGUGCCUUCUGCUUUUUGAACCUUUAAACUCAGGGACACAUUGUCAAGCUUUUCUGUGCAGCUGAGAGGGUCAGAUCUUAUGAGAAGGAGUCUCAGCCACAUGCUGGGGAAGGAAGGGAAGGGAAGACCUUGUUGAAUCAAGGAAGAUUUUGUUACCACCCUUACACAUCAAGCUGGGUCUGAUGAAGA